Molecule: messenger RNA, 1826 nt
Organism: Sciurus carolinensis (gray squirrel)
Lineage: Eukaryota; Metazoa; Chordata; Mammalia; Rodentia; Sciuridae
Product: CD209 antigen-like protein C
Exons: 7
Coding region: 84-806 (240 amino acids)
Source: RefSeq, a predicted model, not a curated record
GGUAGAUUCAGGGAGUGAGUUACAGGGGUGGGAAUAAAAGCUGUGAUCCCAGCAGUCCUGGGCACUGAGGGACAGCGGUGGCCAUGAGUGACUUCGAGGAAGCGAGGGCGCAGCAGCUGGGAUCCCUGGACGAGGAAGAACUGAUAAGCAGCGGCUCCAGGUCUUCCUUUCAACGCUUUGGAUUCCGACUUACUGGUGGCCUCAAGAGCAUCGCAGGGUUUCUGGGCCAUGGCCCCAUCCCCCUGGUGCUUAAGCUGCUCUGCCUCAUGCUCUUGGCUGGGAUCCUGAUGGCCGUCCUUGUCAAAGUCUCCAAGGUCUCCCACUUCCAUGAGCAGAAGAAAUCAAAACAAGAGAACAUCUAUCAGGAAGUAGCCCAGGUGAAGGCUGAAAUGGGCCGCCUGUGCCGCCCCUGCCCCUGGGACUGGACAUUCUUCCAAGGAAACUGUUACUUCUUCUCUAAGUCCCAACGGAACUGGACUGACUCUGUCACCGCCUGCCAGGAAGAGGGGGCCCAACUAGUCAUCAUCAAAAGUGCUGAGGAGCAGAGCUUCCUGCAGUUGACUUCUAAGAAUAAAGGCGACACCUGGAUGGGGCUGUCAGACCUGAACAACGAGGGCACGUGGUACUGGGUGGAUGGCUCCUAUCUGUUUUUCAGAUUCAUGAAGUAUUGGAAUGAAGGGGAGCCCAACAAUGAUGGGGAGGAAGACUGCGUGGAAUUUAGAGGCGAUGGCUGGAAUGACAGCAGGUGUGAACUUGAAAAAUUCUGGAUCUGCAAGAAGUCCGCGGACUCCUGUUCCAACAAAUGAAGUCUGGCCUCUCCUCAGCCUCUGCAGCCUCUGCAGCCCGGUCCACCCUGCUGGGUGGUGGAUUUUUAAAUCCGAUCAUGCCACGUCUUCCUCUCGUCUGUGGGCAUCAAGAUUUUACCAAUUGCCCUGAGAUUCUUCUGUCUCAUUCCCCAUCUCCCAGGGGGCUGUGACGCGAUGCUCCUUCCUCCUAGGCCUCUGGGUUCCCCUGGGCUUUGAGGUUGUGGUUCUGGACCUAUUUCUGUUCUAGGGUAGGGGCUGCUGGCCACUCAAAAGCUAAUAUUCAGCAGAUGAGGGUUAGGAAGGAAUCAGGUUUACUCCUCGUGUGGCACCUUGGAAGAGGGAGAGAGAGGACCACUGUCCUCAAAGCAUUGACCUGGGAAACUCAGGAGCGCAAGAGCUCUUUUUUUUUUUUUUUUUUUUUUUGCGGUGCUGGGGAAUACGAACCCAGGGCCUUGUGCUUGCAAGGCAAGCACUCUACUGACUGAGCUAUCUCCCCAGCCCACGCAAGAGCUUUUAUAGGGAGGGAAAAGCGUGACAGUGAGACGGUGGCAGGAAAGCUGCAUGCUGAGAGGAGUUUCCAUGAUCUGGGUGUGUCUCCAUUUUUUCCUCUGGCUGGAACACUGCAAUAAACCUCAACUUCCUGGGGUGAGUUUCUUAUAUUGAAAUCUACAUGUUAUUUUUCUCCAAGUUGAAGACAUUUACAUGACUUGUGUUAGUGGAUGCAUAGUAUAAGGUCACACCGCCCCCCCUCUUAGGUGCCAACAUGGCGCUGACCGAGCUUCCCAAUUGCAGCUCAACACCCUACCCAGACCCCCAGCAACAAGGCUCACCCAAUUACCGACCUUCUCCCCCUGGUGCCAACUCGCACCCAAUCUGUGCUGGACAUCCCGCCCAGACCCCAGCAACAAGGCUCACCCAAUCAACCAUCGCCCCGCCCCCCAGCAACAAGGAUCUCCCAAUCAACUCUCACCCCGUUUCAUGCCCCAACCAAUCAGUCUCUUCCUGGCCCUAUAUAAGUGU